AUGGGCAGGAAACCCUCCGCCGCCGCCGCCGCCGUGGCGAUCGACCACGAAUCCCUCGCGGCUACCAUGCCCGCCGACCUCCUGGCCGCGUCCGACUGCGGUGGCAUCCACGGGCAUGCCCUCUUCUUCGACGCCCUCGUGCAGCUCAUCCCGCCGCGCUUUUAUCUCCCGUCCGGCGACGAGGACCGCCCGUGGUACCAGGGCCUGUCCAAGGCCGCCAAGGCGGCCAUGAAGGCCCAGUCCCGCGCCAACGUCAAGGCCGCCCGCCGCGCACGCCUCGACCCCUCCGCGCCGCCCGCCUCCACCCUCGACCUCCUCAAGAAGUCCGUCGCCGGCCAGGCAGCGGAGGAAGAGGAGGAGGAUCAGGAGAAGUCAGAAGAAGAGAGCGAGGAAUCUGGGGAGGAGGCAAGCUCCGAGGAUGAUGGUGAUGAGGAAGACGGGGAUGAAGAGGAUGAGAGGCCGAUUGCGCCAGCGGCAGUGGUGUCUGAGGACCGUUCGGUGACCUAUGAGGAGCUGCGAGAACGCCUUCAACUCCGCAUUGCUGAGCUUCGAGGCAACCGGUGCACCAGGCCUGAGUUCUUGAAUAAGCCCAAGAAGGAGAAGGGGAAGAAGUCAAAGGCGAAUAAUGAAAAGAAGGGGAAAGGUGAGGGCAAGAAGCGUAAGCGUGACGAUGGCACCGAAGAUGUGGAUGGCAAGGAUGGGAAGAUGGUCAAGAAGGGAGCUGAGGAGAAGCCAGAUAUCAUGUAUGCGAAUGUGUUUGUCGACCCAAAGGAAGCAAGGCGCAGGAAGAAGAGGAGGGUUAAGAACAAGAAGAAGGCGCUGGAGCAGGCUAAACGGUUGCAGGAGGCAAAGAAGGAUCCUGAGAAGGCAUGCAAGAUUGCUUGGGAUACAGCCAGAAGACGUGCUGCUGGGGAGAAGGUGCAUGAUGACCCCAAGCUGAUUAAGGAGAGCUUGAAGAAGGAGGAAAAGCGGCAGCAGAAGCAUGCUGCACUGUGGAAGGAGAGGCAGAAGACUGUGGACAAUCAGAGGAAGGAGAAGCAGAAGAAAAGGACUGAGAACAUCCGGGAUCGGGCACACCAGAAGAAGAUGCGCAAGAUUGAGAAGCGCGAGAAAAAACUUAUGCGCCCUGGGUUUGAGGGGCGGAAGGAUGGUUAUGUUAACGAGUAA
Messenger RNA from Miscanthus lutarioriparius, 1167 nucleotides. The record is from the annotation of a GenBank genome assembly. NCBI's taxonomy places the organism in Eukaryota, Viridiplantae, Streptophyta, Magnoliopsida, Poales, Poaceae.